AUGGCUGCAAGUCUUCAUUCAUCUGAUCCUGCAGAAGAAGGCUACAUCGACAUAGAAGUCAGCUCACAUUCGAACUUGUUCUGCCACUUACAAAGUUCUCCUCCAUUCCCCCUAGAAUUUGAGUUCCAAAUGUUUUCAAGCUCCGCAGAGAGAGACACCACCACCUCACCAGCUGAUGAACUCUUUUACAAAGGAAAGCUCCUCCCCCUUCACCUCCCUCCUCGUUUGCAGAUUGUUGAAAAUUUCCUACAGCACCCCAACUCUUAUGACUACAAACCAGACACCCCCGACGAAAAUUUUUUAGCACUCCUUUAA
Ilex paraguariensis (yerba mate) is the source of this 315-nucleotide messenger RNA. The record is from the annotation of a GenBank genome assembly. NCBI's taxonomy places the organism in Eukaryota, Viridiplantae, Streptophyta, Magnoliopsida, Aquifoliales, Aquifoliaceae.